UCACGGAACAGCCGCUUCACAUACACACUGUUGUUAGCGACGUAGCCGCUACGGCCAGUUUGAUUUUCCACAUUUACAAUUGCGACCACUUCUUAAAACUUCGCUUUCCGUCACCACCGGGUGAAUGUACGAGUAGCGGUGUGCUGGUCGAGGUCCCUUCCACUGGUGGGUCAAAGUUGUUGCUGGUGGCGGUCGCUUAUGCUCCCUUGAGUAUGUGUAUAUAAUGAAGAGGCGUGUGGAGGACCAAGAACCAAUACUCGCGCCUCAGCAGCAGCUAUUACACCAGCCUCAAACACAAGGAAUUACAGAAAACUUCCAGCACCGGGCCCUUGCCCCGGCCCCUACUGUGAUAGAGGCAGCUGCAGACAAGAUGCAGCCAUCAACCAGCAUCCAAUAUUCUCUCCCCCAGGGCUACCAGGUGUCUACAAUGCCUCAGAGCACAAGUGGACAUGGGCAUGGUCAUGGACACAACAAUACUGCGCCACAUGUUGGUCCCCACUCACAUGGUCUAGCAGUCCCGUCACAGGGCCCUGCAGUGGUCCAAGGUCAUGUUCAUCCGCCUGCACCCAUGCCUUCAGCCCAAGGACAGCAGCAGUUUCAGCGACUGAAGGUUGAAGAUGCCUUGUCUUAUUUGGAUCAAGUAAAACUGCAGUUUGGGAACCAACCACAAGUUUAUAAUGAUUUCCUUGAUAUCAUGAAAGAGUUCAAGUCGCAGAGCAUAGACACUCCUGGAGUCAUCAACCGUGUGUCCCAACUCUUCAAGGGUCACCCAGACCUAAUCAUGGGUUUUAACACUUUCUUGCCACCUGGAUAUAAGAUUGAAGUUCAAACCAACGAUUUAGUCAAUGUGACCACGCCAGGUCAGAUCCACUACAUCACACCGCACGGUGUUUCUGUUCAGAACAUCCCUGCAAGUGGAGCACCCAGCCAACCCGUGAGCCACCACCAGCACCAGAGUCUGCCACAGGCCGCCUCACACACUACCACCGCCCCACUUAUCCCUGCUCAGCCUGCUCCAAAUAAAACCAGCAAGCCAAUUCAGUCUCCAGCCCAUACACCCACCAGCCAACCCAAUCCAUCCAUCCCAUCUUACGCCUCGCCACGCUCACCUUCAGUUCAGUCCCACACUCCGGUCAGCAGCACACCAUCCAGUGGGCCGCCCAUUCAGAGCAACCAACCUGUGGAGUUUAACCAUGCUAUAAAUUAUGUCAACAAGAUCAAAAACCGCUUCCAGGGUCAGCCUGACAUCUACAAGGCCUUCCUGGAAAUCCUGCACACAUACCAGAAGGAACAACGAAAUGCUAAAGAAGCUGGAGGUAACUACACCCCUGCACUGACUGAGCAGGAGGUUUAUACUCAAGUGGCAAGGCUUUUCAAGAACCAGGAGGACCUGUUGUCUGAGUUUGGACAGUUCCUGCCCGAUGCAAACAGCUCAGCGCUGCUGAGCAAAACAACACCAGACAGGGCUGAGUCGGUCCGUAAUGAUCAUGGUGGCACAGUAAAGAGACACUUACUGAACAACAAGCAGAGGCUGAGCCAGAAUGGCCUCCCGAUCAGGAGACCCUCAGGCAUAGGCAUCACGCCACCUGUGAAGAAGAAACCUAAAAUAAUGGGGAAGGACCAUGGCAUGAGUGAAGUCAGCAAACACAGCACCAGCACUGAAACUAUGUUCUUCGAGAAGGUGAAGAAGGCUCUUCGGAGCUCCGAGGCAUAUGACAACUUCCUGCGCUGCUUGCACAUCUUCAACCAGGAAGUCAUUUCACGCACUGAACUGGUCCAGUUAGUUAUCCCAUUUCUUGGAAAAUUCCCCGAGCUCUUCACGUGGUUUAAAAACUUCUUGGGCUACCGGGAGUCCAGCCACGGGGAGUCGAGCCAUGCAGAGUGUUUACCCAAGGAGCGUGCGACAGAGGGCAUUGCCAUGGAGAUCGACUAUGCUUCCUGCAAGAAGCUGGGGUCCAGCUAUAGAGCACUGCCGAAGAGUUUCCAGCAGCCCAAGUGCACAGGAAGAACACCACUGUGCAGAGAGGUUUUGAAUGACACGUGGGUGUCAUUUCCUUCAUGGUCUGAGGACUCCACUUUUGUGAGCUCCAAGAAGACUCAGUAUGAGGAACACAUUUACAGAUGUGAAGAUGAGCGCUUUGAGCUGGAUAUUGUGUUGGAGACCAACCUUGCCACAAUACGAGCCCUGGAGACAGUGCAGCGAAGGCUCUCUCGUAUGUCAGCAGAGGAGCAGCUACGCUUCAAGCUGGACAACACAAUGGGCGGCUCUUCAGAGGUCAUUCACCGCAAAGCUAUCCAGAGGAUAUAUGGUGACAAAGCCCAAGACAUUAUUGAUGGGCUCAAGAGGAACCCUGCUGUGUCUGUCCCCAUAGUGCUGAAAAGGUUAAAAAUGAAGGAUGAGGAGUGGAGAGAAGCCCAGAGGGGCUUCAACAAAAUCUGGCGGGAGCAAAAUGAAAAGUAUUACCUGAAGUCACUUGACCAUCAAGGCAUUAACUUCAAGCAGAAUGACACCAAAGUAUUACGUUCAAAGACCUUGCUCAAUGAAAUUGAGAUGUUAUAUGAUGAACGCCAGGAGCGAGCAUCAGAGGAAUCUGCUACACCGCCAUCGACCGGCCCACACAUGACCCUGACCUAUGACGACAGCCAAAUCCUAGAGGAUGCUGCUUCCCUUAUCAUUCACCACGUCAAACGACAAGUGGGCAUCCAGAAAGAAGACAAGUGCAAGAUCAAACAGAUAAUCCACCACUUCAUCCCUGACCUGCUGUUUGCACGGCGAGGUGAGCUCUCUGACGUGGAGGAGGAGGAAGAGGAGGACGAAGACGACACGGAGAUGGAUCAAGAUGGCACCAAGAAGCACAAUGGUCUGCCAAGCAGAAGCCCAUCAAAGUCCAAGCUCCUGUUCGGCAACACGGCAGCUCAGAAGCUCCGGGGCACCGAUGAUGCCUAUAACUUGUUCUACGUGAACAACUACUGGUAUGUCUUCCUUCGUCUUCACCACAUCCUCUGCUCUCGUUUGUUACGAAUUUACGGGCAAGCGGAGAAGCAGAUAGAAGAGGAUGCUCGUGAGCGAGAGUGGGAAAGAGAAGUGUUGGGGCUGAAAAGGGAGAAAAAUGAAAAUCCAGCCAUCCAGCUGAAGAUGAAGGAGCCAAUGGAUGUUGAUGUGGAAGACUAUUACUCAGUGUUUUUGGAAAUGGUUCGUAAUCUUUUGGAUGGGAACAUGGAGCCGGCUCAGUACGAAGACUCCCUGAGGGAGAUGUUUACUAUCCAUGCCUACGUUGCCUUCACCAUGGACAAACUCAUCCAGAGCAUUGUCCGGCAGCUCCAGCACCUUGUCACUGAUGAUGUGUCUGUGCGUGUAACGGACUUGUACCUGAGCGAGAGUUCCAAUAAAGCCACGGGGGGCACGCUGCCCAUGCAGGCAUCGAGGGCCACAGCAGAGGGGGGCUACCAACGCAAAGCAGAGCAGCUUAUGCUCGAUGAGAACUGCUUCAAGUUGAUGUUCAUGAAGAGCCGAGGAUCUGUCAGCCUGGCAGUGGAGCUCCUGGACACAGAAGAGGAAAACUCUGAUGAGCCAGCAGAGGCAGAAAAGUGGUCAGACUACGUAGGCAGGUACCUGAACUCAGAUUCCUCAUCUCCAGAGCUGCGUGAGCAUCUGGCCCAAAAGCCAGUAUUCCUCCCCAGGAAUUUGAGACGGAUAAGAAAGUGCCAGAGAGGAUGGGAGCAGCUGCAACAGGAGAGAAUGACCAAAGGCUCCUCGGACAAGUCGCAGGACGGCAGCAGCGAGCUGAAGAUGGAGUGCAUGUUCAAGCUCAACUCCUACAAGAUGGUUUAUGUCUGCAAGUCAGAAGAUUACAUGUACAGGCACACAGCGCUCACACGGGCUCAUCAGUCCCACCAGCACGUGAACACACGCCUGCACAGACGCUUUCAGGCCUGGCUGGACACUUGGGCCAAGGAGCACGUGACCAGCGACAUGGCUGCUGAAAGCCACAAGUGGUUCAUGGGAGAUGGACAAGAAGGCCUGUUAGCCUGCACCACCACUUGCAACCCAGAGGUCCUCCAUUAUCUCAACAUUAACAAGUACCGGGUGAAGUACAGAACACUGUAAUACUCGUGUCUCAGCAAACUGUGGCAGUUAAUGUCUCCACACAACAAACUGCCAAGGAUGAAUUCUCCAAGCUGCCGUUACUGGAUUCAGUUGCCAAAAUUUUUGUGAGGGUUUUCAAUCCUUGAUCCAAAUGGGAUGUAAAAUUUCCAUUGUUUUUGCACCCGAUUCAGGAAUUCGUCUUUCAAGCUUAUGCUGCAAAUUCUGCAGCACAUAAAAUAUGGAACUUUUUGCAGAUGUUGCUGU
Molecule: messenger RNA, 4351 nt
Organism: Archocentrus centrarchus (flier cichlid)
Lineage: Eukaryota; Metazoa; Chordata; Actinopteri; Cichliformes; Cichlidae
Product: paired amphipathic helix protein Sin3a-like
Exons: 21
Coding region: 224-4108 (1294 amino acids)
Biological process (GO): negative regulation of transcription by RNA polymerase II
Cellular component (GO): Sin3-type complex; chromatin
Molecular function (GO): transcription corepressor activity
Source: RefSeq, a predicted model, not a curated record